AAGUGAAGGAUGGGUGGGGGGCUAAAAAUGGGCGCGCUGUUGCCGAUGCGGCGGCUUCUGCGGUUUCUGCCACUUCUGCUGCUCCUGCCGCUUCUUCCGCUUCUAUUGCCGCCACUCCCUGGCGCGUCCGCGAAGGACGAUUUCCUGCUGAAAACGCUGGCCAUAGACAAAAGGAAACUGGACCCCUCCUACCUGCAAAAUUAUGACAACCUAAAAUGGGAGGGGAAAAUAAUCGCCAUAGGGGACAUCCACGGGGAUAUAGAAAGUCUGAAGCUGAUUUUACGGCAUGCAAAUUUGAUAAACGAAAAUGACGAGUGGGUUGCAGAAAAUGUAUUGCUUGUUCAGGUGGGAGAUGUGCUAGACAGAGGGAUAUACGGCCCAUUAAUAUAUGACUAUCUUUUUAAGUUACAAAAGGAAGCGCCUUUAAAAAAAAGCAAAGUGCUAUUAAUCAUGGGAAAUCACGAGCAACUAAAUCUGUGUGGAUAUUUCGAUUACGUAAAUGAAAAAGAAGUGGAGGUGUUUUUUAAAAAGAAUUUGAAUUACAGAUUGUUCCAUUUUGUGUACAGUAAGGGGGAGUACUUCAAAAAAUUAAUUCGCCUACCAGCAAUUGCCAAAGUGAAUGACAUUUUAUUUGUCCACGCGGGGAUAAGCACGCAAAUUUCUUCACUUAGCUUAAACACCAUACGUUUGAAGACGAGGCUGCAAAUUGAAAACAUGUGCAGAGUACUUAGUUAUGAUCAAUCGAUCAACUACGUAAGUCGCGAGGGAGUCCUUUGGCACGACCAUAUCUCACGCACAGCUCCCUAUGAUGAGAAAGAGGCCUGCUCCAUAUUAUCUCAAAUUUUUAACAACUACAAGGCAAAGCAUUUGGUCGUGGGACACACCAGACAGCUCACUCAUGAAAUUAGCUCCUACUGCAAUGGCGGCUUCUUCCUCAUAGACACUGGGAUGAGCCUUUUCAUGAACAACGGGCAGCCGUACCCAAACUACCUCGUCGUGCAAAACGGGACCUUCAAGUCGGUUCACUUAAACGUUGAGGUGAAUAAGAAGGGCAAAAGCUGCGAUUCGCUUGAGAUACAGCUGCACACCCCCAACAAGCAGAGCUUCUGCGUCCAGGCGCGCGAAACGAUGUUGUCUCCCCAGAGCGGCGCUUGACGCGGCGGUUCGUUUGGAUGGCGGUUCGUUUGGAUAGCGGUUCGUUUGGGGGGCGC
Molecule: messenger RNA, 1211 nt
Organism: Plasmodium vivax (malaria parasite P. vivax)
Lineage: Eukaryota; Apicomplexa; Aconoidasida; Haemosporida; Plasmodiidae
Product: phosphoesterase, putative
Exons: 1
Coding region: 10-1155 (381 amino acids)
Molecular function (GO): hydrolase activity
Source: RefSeq, a predicted model, not a curated record